AUGAACAGCUUCGGCAUCGUCGACUACGUGGCGUUCGGCGCCACCAUUCUCAUGUCACUUGGAAUCGGUUUGUAUUUUGCCCUGUCUGGUGGACGUCAGCGAUCUACAUCAGAGUUUCUGGUCGGAGGUCGCAACAUGCAGAUUAUCCCCGUCGCGUUGUCGCUCAUGGUGUCCUUUGAAUCGUCCAUCAUGAUCCUUGGCAUUCCAGCUGAAGUGUACGUGAAUGGCGCCCAGAUCUGGAUCUCUACCUUCGGUCAGUGUCUGAUGGUGUUCUUUCUUACUGGUCUACUGGUUGUGCCUUUGAUGCAUCCACUAAAGAUAACGUCUGUUAAUGAGUAUAUACAAAGGCGUUUCAACUCCCGUGCAGUCCGCCUCUUGGGAACUUUUGUUGGUCUGUUAUACUACGUAUUCUACAUGGGAAUAGUAGUGUUUGGGACAGCCAUAGGUCUCGAAGAAGUGACUGAUAUACCCAAAGUUUGGUCAAUGUUCCUCGUCAUCUUUGCUGCCAUCAUUUAUACAGCAAUGGGUGGUAUCAAAGCAGUUGUAUGGACCGAUGUCUUCCAGACGUUCAUUAUGACCCUCGGAAUCCUGGUCAUUAUCAUUAAGGGUACCUUAGAUGUCGGGGGAGUGGUUGAAGUGUGGUCUGCUGCAUCCAAAGGCGGAAGAUUUAACAUGUUAAACUUUGAUCCUGAUCCAACUGUGCGCCACACGUUCUGGGGGCUCUACUUUGGAAACUUGGCAAGAGGACUCCAUUUGUCAUUCAACCAAUCAACCGUACAACGUAUAUGUUCAAUGAAGACCCUGAGGGGAGCACAGAAAGUUACCUUUCUCGCCGGUCCAAUCUACUGGCUAUCUUUUACACUCUCCAUACUAAUCGGUAUCGUGGCUUACUCCUAUUACGAUCAUCUGGGAUGCGAUCCUCUUGCUUCUGGUCAAAUCACCAACCCAAAUCAGAUCGUUCCCUUCCUGACCGUGGACAUCUUCAAAGGUAUCCCUGGGAUGCUUGGACUGUUUGUGGCAGCUCUCUGUAGUGCCUCCCUGAGCACUGUUUCCUCUGGGCUGUCCAGUUUGUCGGCAACAACCUGGGAAGACAUCCUCAAGCAUCACCUGCCAAACCAUUCCGACUUCAAGGCAACACUUGUAGCUAAAGUAGCAGUGAUCAUCUACGGAGUGUCUUCCUUGGGGGUAGCGAUCCUAAUAUCAUUGGUAGGAGGAACAUUGUGGCAGGUAUGA
Messenger RNA from Haliotis rufescens (red abalone), 1233 nucleotides. Its product is annotated as sodium-dependent multivitamin transporter-like. The transcript has 11 exons. Bases 1 to 1233 code for a protein of 410 amino acids. Gene Ontology annotation, molecular function: symporter activity. Lineage: Eukaryota; Metazoa; Mollusca; Gastropoda; Lepetellida; Haliotidae. The record is from RefSeq and is a predicted model, not a curated record. Gene Ontology annotation, cellular component: membrane. Gene Ontology annotation, biological process: sodium ion transport; transmembrane transport.